Messenger RNA from Helicoverpa armigera (cotton bollworm), 1216 nucleotides. RefSeq lists its product as uncharacterized. The record is from RefSeq and is a predicted model, not a curated record. Lineage: Eukaryota; Metazoa; Arthropoda; Insecta; Lepidoptera; Noctuidae. Bases 343 to 1170 code for a protein of 275 amino acids. The transcript has 3 exons.
AGGUAAGUUUGCGUAAUUCACUAAGGGCCGAUUUUUCAAUCAUCAGAUAAAAUGCCUAAUAACUAUUCUAAGGAAUAACGUUAUUGGACUGUUUAUACAGACGAAUAGAUGCUCGUCGAUUUUUCAUUAGUAAUUUAUUGCAUGAAUAACGUUUUGAUCCAAUAUUUCAACUCUAGCAUUUUAAGCUUUUGAGAAGUGAAACAAAUAUAUCGCUAAGCAAUGCAUUAGACAGAGACAGACUUUUUUCUAUCCUGUCAAAUUAUCCGUCUAUAAUUUUUAGGUUAAAAAUAGCCAGUUCAGUUUGAGUUGUUUUUGAUUUUGUGAAAAACAUAAAGUAAAAUAAUGGAAAACAAAAAACGAGAGCGCUCAGCCAAUUUUGAUUCUGCUGAAAUUCAGCUCCUAAUUAAUUUAGUGGCAAAAUUUAAAAAUAUUGUUGAAAAUAAAAAAACUGAUGCCGUUACUAAUAAGGAUAAGGAGGCAGCCUGGAGGCAAAUAGAAGAGAAUUUUAACUCCUGUGGAGUGUCCACAAAUGCCCGAUCGUGGAAGACCCUCAAAUUGAAAUACGAGGGUAUAAAAAAAAACACAAAAAAGAAAUCUUCUCUGCAAAGGCAAGAGAUGUACAAAACUGGAGGAGGGCCUUCAAAAGCUCCAGAAUUCAGUGAAAUCGAUGAAAAGGUGCUUAGCAUCUGCUCGAACAUAACAGGACUUGAGCCACGUCACGACAGUGACACUAUUUCAAAAUCUACUCCUCUGGAAGAAGUUGAAGAUAGUAAUAUUAUUUUUGAAAUAGAAGAAAUACCAGAAAAUUCAUUCCAACCCCAUCCAGUAGUUGAUUUGGCCAUCGGGGAAAUUGUUGAGGACAAUCAAAAAGAAAAUAAUUGGGACAAAUGGCACCCAAAGGCUUUAAAAUCAAGGGUGUCCAAUGUAUUAAAACCAAAUGUCUCCAAAGCUAGUGUCACCGCCAAACUAGACAAAUUAAGCGAAGCUCGACUGGAGCUAGUACAGCUCCAAAUGAAGACUGCCAAACUUGAGCACCAGUUUAUGGAGGAGGAGCAUAAACUGAAAAUGUUGCAUUUAGCUAAUGAUGAGAGAAGAAAAGAAGAAUUACACUCAUUACAAUUAAAACAAAAUGGGUGUAAUUGUGGAGCAGUUCCAAAUACCAUGACUUAGAUUUUUGUUCAUUAUUUUGAAAAAUAAAAACUUGACUUUAAUAAAA